Messenger RNA from Orbicella faveolata, 3011 nucleotides. RefSeq lists its product as uncharacterized. The record is from RefSeq and is a predicted model, not a curated record. NCBI's taxonomy places the organism in Eukaryota, Metazoa, Cnidaria, Anthozoa, Scleractinia, Merulinidae.
AAUAAUAAUAAUAAUAAUAAUAAUAAUAAUAGGUAUGCAAACGAGGCGAAAGGGCAGCAGGGUCAGUACAAUACAGAAUUGACCCUUUCGCCUCGUUUGUGUGUCAAGCCGCUGAUAACUGCUAUAACAGCUAUUGGGGACACCUAACUUUGGCGAGUUACAAGUAUCAGGGCUAUAGACAAAUUAAAGUUUUAAACAACGUAAUUAUUUAGAAGAUAAAAGCCUAUCCAUCAAAAUACAAAAGUGAAUAAAGUUACAAAUUAAGUUAACUAAGUAUGAAGAAACUAAACAAGUUGAACACAUAAUGACAUUUGCAUCCACUGCUCGCAUCAAUUUAAUAUUCAUAAAGUCUGACAAAUAUGCAUUUGCCAAAUUUAGUCAGGCGCAGCAUUUUUCCUGAUGUAAUCAGUAAAACAGCAAAAAGAUCUGCGUUUGUUUGGCGGCUGAUCAACGUAAGCGAUGGUCUGGUUCCAGCUCCGGUCCACUGAAAUGCCGUCACUUCGGCUUCUACAGAAAUUCUUCUGGAGGACCCUAGUCAGCCUCGCCAUUUUCGAUGCCAUUGAAAUUAUUGAUAUUGCAUGGUGAAGCGAAAUCUUAUUGCUUUUACUCCAAGUUGUGUCCCUGAAAGCAUGUUUAAUUAUCUUUCGAACUGAGUUUCACAGUGAUUUCCUUCGUUUCGACAUGCUCCGUAUAAAAUAUAAUAGCCAGAUCCUCUCAAGACCAGAGCCCUUUAACUGGGGUGACCAACAUUUUUCCUCUUUGAGGCUGGUUGCGUGUGCAAAGGCGCCAGCCUUUAUUGGGGACUGAAGGCAAGAACCCCCAGAAACUGUUUUAAAAACGUUGUUUUCCAACGUUCUUGAGACCGGAAAAACAGUUUACCUCAAUAUUUCUCCUGACAAAGUUAUAAUGUGAUAAGCUUAGGCACUUAGUUGGGAGGGGAAAGGAAUCGGAACAAAAUCAUUUUCAACGGACUCAAGAUUCGAUCAGACUGAAAAUUUGUUUUUUGAUGGCCUUUAUUUUUAUAGUGGUCUGUUACGCUCUAGUUUAUGAGUGACUUGCAAGAUACUCGAGUAAAGAAUAAAUGGAAGUGGGCAUGGCCGGUUGAACAACUGGCCCGGCCGCAAACUGGUUACAGCUGUUUUCUUGCUACAUCUAUUCUAACCAGGUUUACCCAUGAAAUACCUGCUUUGUUAUUGAAAAGUUCGUUUUUCACGUGUUGCAUAGAGUUUCACGUGUUUCUAUAUUUGAUUUCCUCCUCGCCCAUACAGCUCCCGACGCGUGCACGUGGUAAAAAACAUGUCCCCAAGAAAUUGUGCUUCUAUACCCGCCAAAAUUCGACUUUCGCUUUCAAUGUUCAGCUUACAUUUUAUCUUUGUUCUCUGACAUUCGACAUUAAGAGUUUCACAAUGCGGCGUUAGAGUUUCAGAAUGCGACAUUUGUUUUUCCACGCGACGUUCGUUCGUUUAUUCAUCCCGUAAACGUGCGAGAAUAGGUCCGUCAUGUAUGAGGACACAAAUUGUACCGGAGCAAACUGGACCUGGGCGAGAGCGCGGGAAAUGUGGAAAAAUGUCAUCAUCGCUGGAUGAUCGAAAAAAUAUUUAUAACAGUUCUUAUGAGGACGACAGUUUCGAAACAGCAGAAGAGUCAGUACUAGCUGGUCAUAGAAGUUCUCAUUUCGCGAUGGGCAGACGCGAAAGUGUAUUUCUUGCAGAAUCUUCCACUUCGGCAGAAGAAAUUCAAGAGAGCUCACCAUUUGGGCAAACUAUUAGUGAAGGCUAUGAUGAAUCGACUCCCAGCAUAAUUGCGACAGUUUCCGCGAAUAAAACUGGUGCAAUAACAGAAGAACAAGACUAUUCUGAUCAAUUUGAGUCCAUAGCUGAUAACUUUAGCGAAGAUGGAUCAUCUACAAAGGAUGAAUCUAUCAGUGAAUCAAGAAAGGAAGAAGUACAAGAGAACUUUAUUAAGAAGAAGUUAGCAAUACUUUUAUCCAAGCAGGCUAACUCCAACACAAAGAAUUAUGGAAAGAAAGAUGAAGACAAAAAAAUGGAUGGUUACCAGCAAGAGAACAACUUCUGUUCAAGAAAAUUAAAAAUUGUAGAACUGGGCAAACAACAGGAAGAUAACCAUAGACAUUCUGCAGGCAAGAGAACUGUGUCUGCUAAUGGAGGGAACCAGCAGACUUUACAACCUAUCGAUGGGAACAAAAGAAAGAUUGAAAGUUUAGGAAUUGAAAACUUGAUGAGGAAAACAGAAAAGUUAAAAGAACAGGAAUUUCACAACCCAAGACAUUGUAAUGACUGUAGGAAAAUGAAAUCUGAUAUUGCCAACCACUCAUUCUUAAAGAGAAAAUUAGACAUAGUGAAGAGAGGUGAAUUUGAGGAGAGGCUACAAAAACACAUGUAUCAAAAGGAUUCUGCCACCCUCCUAGCUGAGAUAGUAAAUUCUUGUACAAAGGCAACUGUGCCUCCAAGUGAGGUUUGGGAGAUACUACUUCACAAAGAGGAAAACAAAUAAUUACUGGAAAUGAUGGUACAGAGAGAAACAGCACAUUUGUCAUACUCACUGACAGAAAUUUUUCAUAAAUUUUGAAGAUCUCUAAAAUUGAUUUUGUUUUUUUCUUUUUUUGUUGCUUGAUCUUUAAAGCCAAGUUAUUUUGCAAGAAUAAUACUAGGGGUGGUGAAUGGUAAAUGCUAGACUUUGUGAGAAGGUGAGACUAGCAUUUUUCUUUGCAAGCCUGAGACAUUUGGACUUCAUCAAUUGCAAGCUCAAGAGAUUCAGAUUCUAAAAUGUUCAGACAUCAUUUACAAACCAAUGACAUACAGAGUGCAUUACUGAGUAAAGAAAACAAACACAUCAGUACUUCAAGACUUUCUUAGCCUUGCAAAAAAGGCUAAGAGACUGCGAGCUCAACACAGCUUUGUGAAAAAAUUGAGACUGUAAGACUGCUUAAACAAUAGUGCAAGAUCCGUGAAAUUUGACAAAUUUUUGCAAGACCCAUGGUUUUUGAAUGA